GAGCCUUUAGCUUCCGGUAUGUGUAUUUACUGGUGCAAAAUGCUCGGAUAGAGAAAACGGGAAGAGGAGUGUGAUAUAUCUUGUAUCCGGAGAGGACAGAUAUAUCUUAUAUCCAGAGCAGGAGAGAACGGAUAUAUCUUGUAUCCAGAGCAGGAGAGGACAUAUAUAUAUCUUGUAUCCAGAGCAGGAGAGGGCGGAUAUAUCUUGUCUCCAGAGCAGGAGAGAACGGAUAUAUAUCUUGUAUCCAGAGCAGGAGAGGACGGAUAUAUCUUGUUUCCAGAGUAGGAGAGGACGGAUAUAUCUUAUAUCCAGAGCAGGAGAGGACAGAUAUAUAUCUUUUAUCCAGAGCAGGAGAGGACGGAUAUAUCUUGUCUCCAGAGUAGGAGAGGACGGAAAUAUCUUUACCCAGAGUAGGAGAGGAAGGAUAUAUAUAUUGUAUCCAGAAAAGGAAAGGACGGAUAUAUUUUGUAUUCAGAGCAGGAGAGGACAGAUAUAUAUCUUGUAUCCAGAGCAGGAGAGGACGGAUAUAUUUUGUACCCAGAGGUAAACAGGAGAGUUCAAGCCUGAAUAAAUAUCCGUCCGGGGGAAUAGGGAAAACCCAACUUAAAACAGAGAAAAACUGGGAAAGAGGAGCUAGGUGUUUUCCAGCCUGGAUAUUAGCUUGAGUUCUAGACCUGGUUAAAAGCAGUACAGAAAUAUGGACCAAAGGAGUACAUUGAUUAACCAUGGAUUAUAGAAGUACACCAAUGAGCUGGAUAUAAGCAGUACACGCGGAGAAACUGGAUACUAGUAGUACAUGGAAAAAAUAAAUAUUAGCAGUACACGGAGAAAAUAAAUAUUAGCAGUACACGGAAAAAAUAAAUAUUAGCAGUACACGGAGAAAUUAAAUAUUAGCAGUACAUGGAAAAAAUAAAUAUUAGCAGUACACGGAAAAACUAUAUAUUAGCAGUAUACUGGGAAUCUAGAUAUUAGCAGUACACUGAGAAACUUGAUAUUAGCAGUACACUGAGAAACUGGAUAUUAGCAGUACACGGAGAAACUGGAUACUAGCAGUGCAUCAUAGAGCUGGAUAUUAGCAGUACACGGAGAAAUUAAAUAUUAGAAGUGCACUGGGAAUCUAGAUAUUAGCAGUACACUAAGAAACUUGAUAUUGGCAGUACACGGAGAAACUGGAUACUAGCAGUGCACUAAGAAACUGGAUAUUAGCAGUACAUUAUAGAGCUGGAUAUAAGCAGUACACUGCUAUGAGUGAUAAAGUGAAUAGAAAUUCAAAACGUGAACAAAACAGAAUCUUCCAAUAAUAUAGCUUCAGCUUUUGGUUCUUCUAAUCCCUGGUUUAGCUCCGGGUUGGGUUUAGAAGGGUAUCCGGAGAUAGGAAGGAGAAAUGAAGCUGGCAAAAGGAAUCUAUAUAUAGGAUUAGUUAAUAUAGUUCUCCAAUGGCCCUGAUAGAUGGUGAGAAUCGGAUUACCUUAAACGUGGGUGGAGUAAGGUUUGAAACGUAUAAACAGACAUUAAAGAAGAUUCCAGCUACACGACUUUCAAGGCUGACUGAAGCACUGGCCAACUAUGACCCUGUCCUCAACGAAUUCUUUUUUGAUCGACAUCCAGGGGUCUUCGCGCAGAUACUUAAUUAUUACAGAACUGGAAAGCUGCAUUAUCCUACAGAUGUUUGCGGACCACUGUAUGAAGAGGAACUGGAGUUCUGGGGUCUAGACUCAAACCAGGUUGAACCCUGCUGUUGGAUGACCUACACAACCCAUAGAGAUACACAGGCAACCCUAGCAAUCCUUGACAAGCUGGAUAUAGAGACGGAUAAACCUACAGAGGAGGAGAUUGCCAAGAAGUUUGGAUUUGAAGAGAGUUAUCAUAGUGGACAAAUCACAAGGUGGGAGAGAACCAAACCAAAGAUAUGGUCCUUGUUUGACGAACCUCACUCAUCCCAUUGGGCUAAAGUUGUCUCCUUAACUUCAGUUUUCUUCAUUGUGAUCUCAAUCCUCUCUUUCUGCCUGAAGACUCAUCCCAACUUCAGAGUACCAGUCAUCAGGAAUAUAACAGUGAGCGAUCACAGAAAUUUCACGUAUUGGACUCUAGACAAAGCUCAAACCUAUCCACACGAAGCUUUCUUCUUUGUCGAGCUGGUCUGCAACAUCUGGUUCACAUUCGAGCUCAUUAUUCGAUUCAUCGUCACCCCGACAGUCAAGGUGUUCCUCGAGUCGCCUCUCAACUGGAUCGACUUUGUUGCUACCCUGAGUUUUCACAGCGACAUGCUUCUCCAGUAUUAUUUUAGUGAUAUUGAAAACGCGGACAUCUUGGAAUUCUUUUCUAUAAUUAGAAUUCUUCGUUUAUUUAAAUUAACCAGACAUUCUCCGGGACUAAAAAUUCUUAUACAUACUUUCAAAGCAAGUUCUAAAGAACUAACGCUUCUUGUGUUCUUUCUAGUGCUGGGGAUGGUGAUUUUUGCAAGUUUAGUUUACUACGCUGAAAGACUUCAUACAAACCCUAAAAAUGAUUUUAAAAGUAUCCCCGAAGGAUUAUGGUGGGCUGUGGUAACUAUGACGACGGUAGGAUACGGAGAUAUGGUCCCUAAAACAUACGCUGGACUACUAGUUGGUAGUCUCUGUGCUCUAUCCGGUGUGCUAGUUAUAGCUCUUCCUGUUCCGGUCAUAGUCUCAAACUUUUCAAUGUUUUAUAGUCAUACCCAGGCUAGGAUGAAACUUCCUAAAAAGCGACGACGAGUAGUCGCGGUUCAACAGCCACGUCGACAACAACGACAACCCCAUAACCAACGACGACAUGACACCUUUGACACAGGCUUUCAUCGACGAGCUAACGUCAUUAAACACCACAGUAACCAUAACAACAACAACAAAGCUCUUGAAAACAAUGGAUUACAAGUUCAUCCUCCUCCUCCACCUCUACCCAACCAUCUUGAAGGUUUGGUUCAAGGAGCUAAUCCGUGUCCUAUAACAGCAGCUUCCUGCACCACAACAGCUCCGAUAGGAAACCAGGAGCUUCCUAAAAUACUUCAGAGUACUCCUGGCAAGGUUGAAGGAGGAACGGUUCCGUUGUGCUCUGGUAAGCGUGGAUCUAGAGCAAGUAUAUUUGGAGGUCUCACCCCUCGUCAACCUUCUAUAGAUGAACCUUAUAGACCUUCAUAUGUACAGAAUACACCUAAUGUCACAUUAUACAGUGUCCAGGCCUAAGUUAACUGCUAAUUGUAUAUUGAUAUUCAAAAAACAUGAAACAUGCUAAUAGACAAAAACAUUGUAGUAAUGUUUUAUGUAUUAUACAGUUAUGGAAACUUUUUAAUGUGGAUAUCGAGAUCAAUGCUUGAUCUUGCUCUUUUGUUAAUCUUCAGAUUAAUUAAAUUUUCAUUCAAUCGUACCCUGAUGGCAUAACGGAAAUGAAAAGAUCAAGCAUUGAACCUCAAAUGAAAUGUGCCCGCAGUGGAUAUCGAGAUCAAGGAAUCGGUAUCAUGGUUAUACAAGGCAAAAUCUCCCAACUCUUGUAUACCUCGACGGAUAAUUCUAUAAUCACAUCUUUCUUAAAUAACUUACUUAACAAUAGUUAUGAUUAAACUAAUUCUAAUGCAUCGUGAAGGCUAAGUUGUUCAACUUCUCUUGAACUUGAACCGGUGCACACCUAGUCUAUGUAGUUCAGCUACCACAUGUUCAUUAAAUCUGUGCCCUGUAAAAACUUUCUUAACGAAUUGUUAAUUAGUUUAUGUGACCCUUUAUAUAAGUUAAACCAUCAUUAUCAACGAUUUGACACAGCAAACUUUAAACAUAUGUUUCGUGAAGAAUUUUAUAAUUUCCUCUCUCUUUCUUCUGGAACUGAAUAAUUCCUCAAGUUGGUUUUGAAUGGUUAAUUAUUCUCAACACGUUGAGGAAAGAUUCCGUAAGGCCUUUACGAGUCAAAAUUGAACCGGAAGAAAUUUGAAACCCUGAUGAGAAGCCAUCGCAGAUUAAUACAAUUAUUUAAAUAGAAAAAAAAAAUCAUACAGUAGAUACCUUGAUAAAGGGAAUUCUUUAAAAACUGGGAAUUUUGGUAAUAUAUUUCCUUUCUGACUACAAACCUCCCUCAAGGUUAUAUUUAUCGAUUUUAAUCAUUUUUAAAAUUGUUGAAAAUUUUCUCAAAUUCAAUUCUGGGAACGUUUAGAAUAUCAAACAUUUCUUAAAAGAACUGUCAUCUGCGUAAUUAAAAGUGACCCUCCAUGCAAGGAUAACAAUGCCCAAUUUGCGACGGAAUCCUUAAAACUUUAAUCUCAUCAAAAAUAAAGAAGAUAUGUUUAUUUAGCAAAAAACGCGCAAGUCACUUUUGCAGAUAAUCCGCGAAUGAAAAUAAACAGUUUAACAGGGCAAAUCGGGCAUGGCCAUCUUUGCAUUGAAGGUCACUUACAAUCACGCUAAAAGGAAUACAAAUCUGUUAUUGCAAACAAGAAAAACUAAUUAUGUUUAGCUAUUUUCAUUCACAGUUGAAAAAAUGAUGAAAACCUCGUCUUGCAUCGCUGAAUCAAGACGUAUUACUGAAAUAGCCAAACAUCUUUAUAUUCUAAGACUUGACAGGAACUAAAAACUGUCAAAUUGAACCAACUUUGAAUAUUUAUUUUAUAAAUCCCCUUAAAUCUUUUUUUCAACAUACGAGGGUCAACCUAUUUUUCAAGCUAGCAGGUACUUAAACAAAGCUAUUUUACAAGCUAGCAUGUACUUAAACAAAGCUAUUUUACAAGCUAGCAUGUACUUAAACAAAGCUAUUUUAGUUUUCAUUUUAAAGUUUGGAAAUUUGUAUGUUUUUAAAAUUGUCAGAUUUAAAAUUGAGAAAAUUUUAGAAAAUUUACUUAAGUCUAAUUUAUCAAUAUGUUUAAUAUUUAGUUUGACCCCGAAAAAUAUCUGAACUAUGCUGGACUUUCACAAACAAAUUGUUAAAACUGACAGUAACUUUAAUUUAUAAUUAAUAUUAUGCUGUUUUUAUGAUGAAACUAAUUUUUUCAGACCUCAUUUUAUAAAUGAAGAUAGAAAAAGUUAUUUUUAUGUUUUAUCUCGUUACUCUUAAAAUUACCGAAAAAAUG
This is a messenger RNA of Eurytemora carolleeae, 5068 nucleotides long. RefSeq names its product potassium voltage-gated channel protein Shaw. The transcript is spliced from 10 exons. The record is from RefSeq and is a predicted model, not a curated record. Gene Ontology annotation, molecular function: protein binding; delayed rectifier potassium channel activity. Gene Ontology annotation, cellular component: neuronal cell body membrane; dendrite membrane; voltage-gated potassium channel complex. NCBI's taxonomy places the organism in Eukaryota, Metazoa, Arthropoda, Copepoda, Calanoida, Temoridae. The coding region runs from base 1437 to 3203 and encodes 588 amino acids. Gene Ontology annotation, biological process: potassium ion transmembrane transport; protein homooligomerization.